CCGUCCCUAAAUUCUUAGGUCCAUUACGGUACAUGCAUACACGCGAAUUGUCCAAUGCAUAGUUCGCCGUGUCGUCGUCGACGUGUGUGUGGUCGGCUGUACGAAAUGACGGGUUAGCUCUCUCUCUCUUUCUAGAGGGAAGGAAAAACUAGCGAGGAAGAAAGAAAGGAAAAAAAAGAGAGAGAGAGAGAACGAGCGAGUGUGAAAAAUGUGCUACGUUAUGGACGCUCGGCGUAUUCGAAAAUACGCGAGCGAAACACACGACGAGUGGCGGAGGAGGAGGAGCGUGUAAUCUCUCGGCGUUGACUGAUAAUGAGAGGUUGCGGUGCGUUGUACGACGAGGAUACGACGACGAGCCUAGCCGACGACGGCACGCCGCAACACACGCGCCUCGUUGCGAUCGUGAAACACCUCCACGACAGAAGACGCGCUUUUUCUCUGUCCUGACGCGAUACGGUGUUAUCACCGAGCGCGCGUGUGCCUAGCAUUGUUGAAAAUGCACGCGCCGUCGGAAUGGGGACUGCCGAUCAUGACAGACGCUUUUUUUACAUGCGAACGGGGAUGAUAACACCGUAUUUCGAGUAUCCGGAGGUGUUCAGGAACGCGCGCGCUCGCCGUCGCACGACCGACGAGCUGCUCUCUCCCCCCCCCGCCCCCCGGGAAACGCGCGGCCCGCACGAGCGACGUUUCUUCACAGACGCGCAACGAUUAUUCUUCUUAAUCUGUAAUUGAUCUCACGGUUCUCAUUAUCUCGCUCGAUCCUGCAUCCGGCAGCCGCUGACAGGUGAAUCGUGUGAGUCACACACACGGAUGGAGAUGACAGUGAAAACCGAGAUAAGCAUGUUCCGGCGUAUUGUCGGCGAUAAAUAAUGCCUGUGCGAUUAAGAGAGAGAGAGAGAGAGAGAGAAAGACCCGGCGACGACGCUCAUGGUCCGGACUGCUGAACUGAAGGAUUUCCCUUGUAUCAUUCCCCAAGUAACCAAGACUCAAUUCGUUCGACCGUAUUAAAAUAAAAGCUCAAUAACUGUUUAACCGUUUCCUUCGUGAUUAAGAGUGGAAAUGAGAAGAGAAAGAAUGUGCUGGGAGGAUCAUUUGUCUCUUCUUUGUAACUUGUAAGCUUCAUACAUGAGCUUACGAAAUGGCCUUGGACAGUAUAUCUGGUCGAAAUUUCUGGCUUAUCAGAAAGAGAAAGUAAAAUACUAUUAUCGUGGAUUUUUACGAGCAAACAUGAAUAAGGAUAAGAGUGUGAUUCAUACUGAAUAUUUGUAGUAUCAUCGAACUAAAUCGUUAGUUUGUGCGAAAUAUCAUGGUGCAGCAGCGGCUUCCUAGUUUCGAUGUUGCACACCUAGGUGGCCGAAGUGGACGGCGAUUCGUACUGACUCUCGCGGUCGGAGUAACUCUGGGCUUUAUAUUGGCACUGCUGCUCAUUACGUCCACGAAGGAUGUGCCGCAUAUGUUCAGCUGGAUUCCGGGUAGCUCCGGCCUCGCCAGAGAUCCUCAUCAUUAUUCGGAACUGGAAUCAGAGAUCGGACCGGAAACCGAAGUGACAUUCCACGGCGAGGAUGAAGAUUUCCACAAGGGGGAGGACAAGAUCGCGCAGGACAUGGCGAGGAAGGUGCGCGUGCUCUGCUGGAUCAUGACCGGUCCGAAGAACCAUCAGAGCAAGGCUCGUCAUGUAAAGGCGACGUGGGGAAAACGCUGCAACAUACUCCUGUUUAUGAGUUCCGCCGAAGACACCAGUUUACCCACUGUAGUAUUGCCGGUGAAGGAAGGCAGGGACAACCUGUGGGCUAAAACCAAAGAGGCGUUCAAGUAUGCUUAUGAAAAGUACAAAGACAAAGUAGACUGGUUCAUGAAAGCCGACGACGAUACGUACGUAGUGGUGGAGAAUCUGCGGUACAUGCUGUCGCCCUACAACCCGAACUCGUCGUUAUACUUCGGCUGCAGAUUCAAGCCCUUCGUGAAGCAAGGCUACAUGAGCGGCGGCGCUGGAUACGUACUUAGCAAGGAGGGUCUGCGUAAAUUCGUGGAGGAGGGCUUACCGGACAAGACGAAGUGCCGGCCGGACAACGGCGGCGCGGAGGACGUCGAGAUGGGCAAGUGCCUGGAGAAGAUCGGCGUGCGCGCGAUGGACACGAGAGAUCCCCACGGACGCGGCAGAUUCUUCCCGUUCGUGCCGGAGCAUCACCUAAUACCGAAUCACGUGGACAAGAACUUCUGGUAUUGGAAGUACAUCUACUACAAGACCAAGGACGGCCUCAAUUGUUGCUCCGACAGCGCUGUUUCCUUUCAUUACGUGUCGCCGAACAUGAUGUACGUUCUUGAAUAUCUCAUCUAUCACCUGAGGCCAUACGGGAUCAAUCACGGCCUGGAGAAACUCCCGCCGGAUCAAGCGUCAACAUUGACCGAUUACUAGUCCGCACUGUCCAUGAAUAAGUGGCAAUUUCGUAGGUUUUCAUUACGAUUUUUCGUUUUAUAUUAUACGAUACUAGUCCAUUCAAGCCAACGAUCACGAGUGUAAUACGCCCCCCUUCCCUCCCCACGAGAAGAUACAAAGUGUGAUAUAUCGUACUUCUUAGGUAGAUAAGUGGAUGAUGUUUAUACGCGUAUAUCUCUAUGUUUAAAGAAAUCAGAAUGCCAUAUAGCCCUCCUAGGGGAAACGGUGAAGAGGAUCAUUUUACGGGACAGGGUGAUACUGCAAGCACAGUAGAUAACACCCUAGCAAUUCGUGACUCCUCGUUGAUUCGGGUUGAACGAGAAAACAAGACCACCACACUUUCACGAGUCGAUGUAUAAGAAGAUGAAAUGUGAUAAUUUUAACGUAAUAUAUGAAGUGUGUAAACUCGGUCUUAAAUAAAAGUAGAACCAACCAGAGAGAAGAGUUUUUUUUUACGUUUUAUUCCCCACUGUGUGCGCCGAAUCGUAUAUAGAGGAGAUUGUUUUACCCUUUUCUUUUCUUUUUUUAUUCAUUUUCUUUGGAAUGUAGCAGAAGAGGUAUUUCCAUAUGUAUAUCUUGUACGAUUAUAUUUAACUAGGGAAACCGAAAAAGCAUAUCUAAUAUGUAGAUCACUACUACUGUGCUUGCAAUAUAAUCUCUCGGGCGCGUUGCAGAUACACAAAAAUGAGAUUUGAUUAUAUAUAUAUACACAUAAAACUGUAUUUCGUAAUAUUAAUAUAUAAUAAUGGUAAUAAUAAUAAUAAUUUUUUAAUAAUAAUAAUCCCAAUAAUGACAUACUACCCAGUAAUAAAUACUAUAGAUACAGAGUGAGUGUGGGUGUGUGAGUAAAUUAACCAAUUAAUUAGGGGGAGGGGAGGGGGGUUCUAU
Dinoponera quadriceps is the source of this 3325-nucleotide messenger RNA. RefSeq names its product glycoprotein-N-acetylgalactosamine 3-beta-galactosyltransferase 1 (gene C1GalTA). Gene Ontology annotation, cellular component: membrane. Gene Ontology annotation, molecular function: N-acetylgalactosaminide beta-1,3-galactosyltransferase activity. Bases 1307 to 2416 code for a protein of 369 amino acids. The record is from RefSeq and is a predicted model, not a curated record. The transcript has 9 exons. NCBI's taxonomy places the organism in Eukaryota, Metazoa, Arthropoda, Insecta, Hymenoptera, Formicidae.